Hordeum vulgare subsp. vulgare (domesticated barley) is the source of this 1693-nucleotide messenger RNA. RefSeq lists its product as uncharacterized. Gene Ontology annotation, cellular component: cytoplasm. Gene Ontology annotation, molecular function: mRNA binding. Lineage: Eukaryota; Viridiplantae; Streptophyta; Magnoliopsida; Poales; Poaceae. The record is from RefSeq and is a predicted model, not a curated record. Bases 33 to 1595 code for a protein of 520 amino acids. The transcript is spliced from 6 exons.
UCGGCCGGGCAAACUGAAACCGGGCUCUAGAGAUGCACCGCCGCCUCGGCCUCGCCACCGCACUCCGGCGGUUCUGCAGCCACCGUCCGCCUCCGCCACCGGACGCGCGGCUCGCGUUCCUCCGCUCCGAGGUCGAGGACCUGGACCUCUCCCGCGCGCAAGCACAACCGCCGCCCCUGGAGCAAUGGCAAGUGACCCAAGAGCCAGGGAGUGGCGGCGCUCGCGCGGGGGACAAGCCGGUGGCCGUGGACAUCGCCCACCCGUGGCCGGAGUGGGUGGCGCUGAUGGAGCUCCUCCUCCACAAGGGCCUCCUCGACCCCUCCGCCUUCGCCGGCGCCGCGCCGUCCAAGGACUCCAACCUCGUCCGCACCGCCUGCCUCCGCUUCGGGCGCGAGCGCCCCGAGAUCGUCAGGUAUCUGUCAAGAUGGGAUAUUCAGGUCGCUCUGCGUAGUGGGUGCCCCAGCAUUGACAGGAAAGUUGUUAAUUCCGGGAAGCGAUUGCGUGCUCAUGUAGGACUUGAUGAAGGAGAGGUUUGCAGCCAAUGCAGUUUAAGGGGAAGUUGUGAGAGGGCAUAUGUAAGGGCCCAGAAAGAGGAAGUGGGCAGAACUGUGGACGUUAUGCGCAUCCUCCUGACUUAUGGUCUUGAUAUCAUUACUGGUAAUAUGGGUAACAAAGCAUGCCUAACCAAAACUGUUAAAGAAUCCAUUAAGAAACUACUGAAUGAGGUUGUCGAGCUUGAUUCCAAAGGGCCUGGUUCCACAACUGAUAAAGCUGCAGUACGUAUGUCAAAACCCAUGAAGCAGGGUGACUGGAAUUGUCCCAAAUGCAACUUCCUAAACUUUGCUAAGAAUAUCAAAUGUUUGCGCUGCGAUGGCGAAUUUCAAGAGCGAUAUCACUUAAUGCAUGAGGACCAAGAUCAUCUACCCCUAAAAAAAGGUGAUUGGAUAUGCAAAAGGUGCAACUUUUUGAAUUUCGCGAAGAAUACACGAUGCUUGCAGUGUCAUGACAAACCAACAAACCGUUUACUCAGCCCAGGAGAAUGGGAGUGUGCCUCGUGUAACUACCUGAAUUUCAAGAGGAACGCAUUCUGCUUGAAAUGUGGUUGGAAAAGACCAAAAGCAUUAAACGACCAAGACACUGUCGAACCACACCGUGAUCUGGAGCAGAAUAAGCACCCUACUAUUUCAUUCGUUCAAGAUGGCAUCCAACCGACAUUGCGGAAGCGACAACUUGUGCAAAAAAGGGCCCCACUAUCUGAUGAAGAUUCAGACUUCUGGAGCUCGGAGGAGGAAGGGCACGAUAACAGUGAAAAUAAUAGCAUGCUCCCAAUGCACAGGGACUACAAAUUCCUUGACAGUUUCCCCAUUGCCGGUGGCAGGACUGCUAUUUCCCAAGAACCUCUCGAGAGGGAGAAAUGGAAGGAAGAGAUGUCCAGGGGGAACCAGGGGCUUCCAAGAGAGGCAACAGAAGGAAGUAACCGCUCCUCUGUUCGUGUUCCCAGAAGCAUGGAGAUGGCCGAGUCUGACGACGACGACGAUGAGAUCUCGUCAUGGUUUUCUGGUGGGAACAGUAAUAGAAACCUGAAAAAGUCGUAACCAGUUUUGUGUGAAUGAUGGUAAUUUGUGAUUUUUCACGUGUAAAAUCUACCAUUGUCCAGAGGUACAAAAUUCAGUGAAGACAUACUGUUCUUUUA